AACCAUGGAGCAUCUUGUUUCCCUUGGCCUGAAUGAACAGAAGAUUAAGGAAACGCUUAAAAAUGCAGCUCUUACCGCCACGAUUACACGUGCCUUCUCGUAUAUUCCGCCGGGUGUUGAACUGAAUGCUGCCCAAAAGCCACUAAUAUUCCAGGCUUGUUCGAAAGUAAAGCCGCAGAGUGCUCAAUUUUUGGAACUGAUUGUUAGAAAAAUCUUGGACAACAGUCUGGACACGAGUUUGCGAGUGGACACGGCCCUCGAAUAUGUGCUAGCUAACGUCACAAAAGCCACGUUCGACGAAGCUGAUUUCAACCGAGCGUGCGGUGUGGGGGUAGUGGUAACGCCGGAAGAAAUCGAAAGGGCUGUCGAGACAACUAUUGCAAAAUAUCGGGACGAUAUCGUUCAACAGCGUUACCGGUAUAAUGUCGGUAAGUUGCUUGUCGAACUACGCGCCGCUCUACCGUGGGUCGACGGGAAAGCGCUGAAGAGCGAAGUUGAUGUUCAGAUAUUUGAUUUACUCGGCCCCAAGACGGUAGCAGACGAAGAAAAGGUUGUCAAAAAACGACGUGAACCGCAGGCUGUGACCGUGCCGUCAAAGGAAAGUUCUGUUGUUGAGGCACCAAUUGGCAGUAACCGAACGGAAGGUCCUCGAACGAUGGUCGAUCUCAUGCGUAACGUAGACUUUCAUCGUCCGGGCGAGAAUUUUAAAACGGAUGGAUAUGUUGUUACUCCUGAAACUGAGCGUUUGUUGAAAGAGCACCUGCAACGUACUGGCGGCAAAGUGCGCACACGCUUCCCACCUGAGCCCAACGGAAUUCUUCACAUCGGUCACGCCAAAGCAAUCAACAUCAACUUUGCGUAUGCAGCUGCGAAUGAUGGAGUUUGUUUUCUUCGCUAUGAUGACACUAACCCGGAAAAGGAAGAGGAAAAGUUUGUGACGGGUAUACGGGACAUCGUCGAAUGGCUCGGGUACAAACCUUACAAAAUUACCUAUUCGUCCGAUUACUUCCAAGAGCUGUACGAAUUUGCCGUGCAGCUGAUAAAGAAGGAUAUGGCAUACGUGUGCCAUCAAACUGCCGAGCAAAUGAAGGGUUUCACUACGGAACCCUCAAAAUGGCGCAAUCGUCCGAUUGCCGAAAGCCUGCAGCUCUUCGAAGACAUGAAGAAUGGAAAGAUAGACGAGGGUGCGGCGACACUGCGCAUGAAAAUUACACUGGAGGAGGGAAAAAUGGAUCCGGUAGCUUACAGGAUCAAGUUUAUUCCACACCACCGAACCGGUACGACAUGGUGUAUCUACCCGACGUACGAUUACACCCAUUGUUUAUGCGACAGCCUGGAGGACAUCACCCACUCCCUGUGCACGAAGGAGUUUCAAUCGAGGCGAUCCUCCUACUAUUGGCUGUGCAAUGCGUUGAACAUAUACUGUCCCGUACAGUGGGAAUAUGCACGACUCAACGUGAACUACACGGUCGUUUCAAAGCGCAAAAUUAACAAACUCAUCACUGAGAAUAUUGUCAAUGAUUGGGAUGAUCCGAGAUUAUUCACACUGUCGGCUUUGCGACGCAAGGGAUAUCCGGCCGAGGCGAUAAAUAAUUUCUGUGCCCAAAUGGGUCUGACCGGGGCUCAAACGUCCAUUGAUCCUGCUGCCCUCGAAGCGUCCGCCAGAGAUGUAUUGAAUCUAACUGCACCACGCACAAUGGCUGUGCUAGAACCGAUGAAGAUCACGAUACUGAACUAUCCUCAUGAAGGACCGAUUCAAAUUUCGGUCGCCGAUUUUCCAAACAUGUCCGAAAAAGGGACGCAUAUGGUUUGGUUCGACCGCGUGGUUUAUAUUGAGUGUUCCGAUUUCAUGGAAAAUGCUGAUAAAUCCUUCCGUCGUUUGACACCAGGGCAGCCGGUUGGAUUGAAAUACAUUGGCUCCAUGCUCCGGGUGGAAAGUAUCGUGCGCAACUCUAACUCUAUCGAAGAAUUAGUAUGCCGGAUCGAGCCAUGUACAGCAACUGAAAAACCGAAGGCCUACAUACAUUGGGUAAGCAAACCAAUAGCGGUGGAGGUACGUUUGUAUGAGAAAUUGUUCAUACACAAAAACCCGGAAGAUAGUACUGAUGUGCCAGGUGGAUUUUUAAGUGAUUGUGCUACGGACACAAUUCGUACGGUAUGUGGAUACGUUGAUGCUCAUGUGAUCAACUCGAAAGUGUACGAUAAGUUUCAAUUUGAACGCAUUGGUUAUUUUUCCGUUGAUCCUGACAGUAGAGAUGAUAAACUAGUUUUCAAUCGUACCGUCACGUUAAAGGAGGACACGGGCAAAAUGAACUAG
Molecule: messenger RNA, 2317 nt
Organism: Anopheles maculipalpis
Lineage: Eukaryota; Metazoa; Arthropoda; Insecta; Diptera; Culicidae
Gene: GlnRS
Product: probable glutamine--tRNA ligase
Exons: 2
Coding region: 5-2317 (770 amino acids)
Biological process (GO): glutaminyl-tRNA aminoacylation; translation
Cellular component (GO): cytosol; aminoacyl-tRNA synthetase multienzyme complex; cytoplasm
Molecular function (GO): glutamine-tRNA ligase activity; ATP binding
Source: RefSeq, a predicted model, not a curated record